Anopheles marshallii is the source of this 345-nucleotide messenger RNA. RefSeq lists its product as uncharacterized. NCBI's taxonomy places the organism in Eukaryota, Metazoa, Arthropoda, Insecta, Diptera, Culicidae. The record is from RefSeq and is a predicted model, not a curated record. The transcript has 3 exons. The coding region runs from base 1 to 345 and encodes 114 amino acids.
AUGAAACCGGCAAUCAACCAUUUAGUGCUAGUUGUGUACGUUGUGUUUGUCGCCUUAGCUCCAAUCUCGCAAGCAUAUGUCUAUAUAAUUCCUAACGCCAAAAGUCCAGAAAAAGAAGGUCACUGCUAUGAUGAAACAUUAAAGAUAUCGGUUCCCGUUAAUGAAGUCCGACAACGUCCAGAGCGAUGUGAAACGAUGAGCUGCGGGAAUGAUUACUCGCUUCAUGUUGCGGGAUGCGGAGUAAUAUCGGCAGCCCCUGGAAUGACCAUUACUAAGACGAAUUAUUCGAAGCCGUACCCAGAUUGCUGUCCCCAUCUGGUAUUGAGUGCAGAGAAUUUAGUCUAA